Messenger RNA from Mus musculus (house mouse), 6940 nucleotides. RefSeq names its product IQ motif and Sec7 domain 2 (gene Iqsec2). The record is from RefSeq and is a predicted model, not a curated record. NCBI's taxonomy places the organism in Eukaryota, Metazoa, Chordata, Mammalia, Rodentia, Muridae. The coding region runs from base 2781 to 6632 and encodes 1283 amino acids. Gene Ontology annotation, molecular function: guanyl-nucleotide exchange factor activity. The transcript is spliced from 15 exons. Gene Ontology annotation, biological process: regulation of ARF protein signal transduction. Gene Ontology annotation, cellular component: dendritic spine; postsynaptic density, intracellular component; postsynaptic density.
AGGUUGGGGGGGGGGAUGUGGUACAUUUCUGUAACCAUAAUACUGAUAAGAUGCAGGCAGAAGGAGCUCAAGUGUAAGGCCAGCCUGGACUCUGAGGUAAAACCCUAUCUCAAAACAAAACAAAAUGGAGGGAGACCAAGAUUAGCUGAAGGUGGAAGAUGGGAGCUAGGUCACCUAAGGAUCUAUGAUACCUGCUUAUUUACUGGGUAUUUAAAGCAUGGAAUCUAAUUGCAAGCUUCUCUACCCUUUGGAAUCACACAUCCAUCUAGGUAUCGGAUGGAAUCUAGAAAAUAUAUUUCUCUGAGAAUACUUUCCAUACAACUCCAGGGGCUUUACAGGUACUCCCUUCCCUGCCUAGCAAUGAACCAUAGACUUCCAAACUUACCCUAGUUUAAGUAAGGAAAGCCUAUGAUGGCCUCCAAGGAUUUGCAAUAUUGAACCCCUCCUGCACCUCCAGCCUCAUGUGUGUUCUGCAAUGUUACCUCUGCCACAUUGGCCUCUUUGAAGUUCCUGGAAGCAGUAGCUCAGGUCUUUUCUUCUGCAUAGAAUUCUUUCUCCUUCCUGUCUCCAUGUGAACAUAAUAUCUGUCUCCGCUCAGACAUACACUUCCUGAAGACAGGACAUUAUCUCCCUUUAGAAGCCAGCACUGUGCCUAGUCCACAGUACCUGCCAGAUGAAGGACUUACUAGUACCCUGUGGCUGGAAGAAAGUUCCUCACUCUGAAUUCAUUCAGCUCCUUGUGAGUCAUUAUAUAAGUUUAUGUAACAUGCUUAGAUAUGCCUGAAUCAUACAAAGGCAGUUCAUUAAUAGGUAUUUUCCUAGAAUUCUUCCCCAUGCCUGAAGCAAAUGGGCUUCUCAAAAGUACCCCCUCUAUCCACUGGGAGCUGUUGCUCAAACGAUACUCUUCCAUUAUCAUGAGCAUACUUGAGCCUAUGGAACCUUGACAAGAACCUAUGAGGUAAGCCAGGUGUGGUGGCACUCAACAAGCUGAAACAGCAGGACUGCUGUGAGUCUGAGGUCAGUCUGGGUGACAUAACCAGUAGCAGGACAGCCCAAGGCUAUGUAGCCCCCAUCUCAAAAAAUGACAAAUGAAAAAACAGCGUUGUGGGGUAACGGAGCAUGGUGGGAUGGCACAUACCUGAGAGACUGAAGCAGGAGAAUUAUGAAUUUGAGGCAAGCCAGGCUACAGAGCAAGAUUUUUUUCAAACAAACCCAAACCAACCUCUGGAGUGGGGGAUGUCAGUGAUCUUUAGGUAACCAAAGUGAGUCUCAGGGGGAGAAACCCAGACGAAUGAUUACAUUGAACCUACUGGGCUCCACAGUGAGGAGGUUUUGAACUCCUCAGAGAGUAAAGGAGACUUGCUCAACGUUGUAUAUCAGCAGCCUUACAGUCAGGCGUACAAUUUCUGUCCUCAACCGCUGCCAGGUUAAGAGGAAGGUCUGGGCCAGAGGUGACACAGCUGCAGGAGCUGGGAGAGUUGAGAUUGAGGUAACUGAGCAUGGUAGGCAAUCUGCAAUCUCAGGAGAGGGUGAAACAGAUUUGUGAAUCUGAGGCAAGCCUGGGCUACAGAGCAAGACUCUUUCCAAACAAACCCAAUUGAACCUAUGGAGUAGGGGAUUGUCAUUUCUCUUCUAUAGGUAACCAAACUGAGUGAUCUAUAGAAUAGAGGAGACGGCAGAGGUCCCGCAGAUACCAGACCUGUAGUGGUUUGGAGGGCCUCUCUCUUCCUAGCUGCCUUGGCUUUCUUCAGAUGAGCCAGUUGUCCUGGUAGGGAGACAGGAAGGCUGGCCUGUGGCCUGUCAUCUCCUAUUUCUUCUGAAUCACUGACCACCCUGGCCCUUCCCAGGAGCCUUCUGCUCAGAACAGUCAGGAGCCUGGCCUCUGGGGCCAUGAAAGACUGGAAUGCUCAAAGCUGGACCCAUGCUCCUUUUUUUAAGGAAUGUUCCCAUCCUUCAGACCCUCAAAAUUCUGUUUUCUCUGAUGCUACCCAUAUAGACAGUAGAGAUUGCCAAGUGGGUAGACGGUGCCGUGAUAUAUCAACAUUGCUGAGAUUUUUUGCUUCUGUCCAGGCUUCGGUUGUUGCACCUGUAGAACCAGGAUGGACAGUCUUCCUGGACGAACAACCUCUUGAUUGUAAAUGGCGUGUGCUUUUCAGUUGUUUUGUUUUUGCCAGUGUAGAAAAUAACAGAGAAGUGAAUGACAGCUUAUUAUAGUCAUAAAGAAUAGUGUUCCUGGCCACGCCCUCAUAUCAGAAACUGAUUUGGAUUUUAUUUGAUGUGGACUAUUCUAGGACAGUCUAUAUGUGUCUGUAAAUGUGCUAAAAUGAAGAUGCUUGUGAAAAGCUUCUGCUUAAAGAUUUCUGUAUGUACAAAAUAGUAAUAAAGCUAAGGGUGCAGAUUUCAGAUUUUGGAAUAGCCAAAUUAAGCCCCAAUCUUGGGCCACUACUACUACUAAGCUUUUGUAUCUCAGUUGUCUAUAGAGGGUAUUCAAAUAGGCUCUGUGACACAAACUUUUCAGGAUGAGACAAGUUGUUUGUGGAGAUUGCAGGAGAGAUGCACAUCUCUAAACUGCUUCCUCUUGUUAGGAAUUCCCAGCCCUUAGAGAGCAAGGAAGGAACAAAGUUUCCAAUUGCAUCCUGGCCUGCAGCCCAGCUGGCCUGGCCCCUCCUCCUUGGCUCCUCCUUCUAGGGAAGGGCUGAAAAAGAAGGGGUGGGAGUAGUGACCGGGUAGCAUUGGCAGGGGAUAGGGAGGGGGACUGCCCCUGGGACAGGUCCAGACUCAUGGAACCCCCCUGGAGGAGCAGCAGGUCCACAGCGUCUCAUACUCUACACCAGUAUUGCUGUCCUACUCAGGUCCUUGACUCCAUGAAGCUUACCCCCUCAGGCAGGCUGGCAGAGAGCAGUGUGGAGGGUGAUGCCCCAGGCAGUGACCUGAGCACAGCGGUUGAUAGUCCUGGGAGCCAACCCCCCUACCGGCUGAGCCAACUACCCCCCACCAGCAGCCACAUGGGGGGCCCCCCUGCCGGGGUGGGCCUUCCUUGGGCUCAGAGGGCACGCCUGCAGCCAGCCAGUGUCGCCCUGAGGAAGCAGGAGGAGGAGGAGAUCAAGCGCUCCAAGGCCCUGUCAGACAGCUAUGAACUCUCCACAGACCUGCAGGACAAGAAGGUGGAAAUGCUGGAGAGGAAGUAUGGGGGCUCCUUCCUGAGCCGCAGGGCUGCCAGGACCAUCCAGACAGCCUUUCGACAGUACCGUAUGAAUAAGAACUUUGAGCGGCUGCGCAGCUCAGCUUCAGAGAGCCGCAUGUCCCGCCGCAUCAUCUUGUCCAACAUGCGGAUGCAGUUCUCCUUUGAGGAGUACGAGAAAGCACAGAACCCUGCAUACUUCGAGGGCAAGCCUGCCUCAUUGGAUGAGGGUGCCAUGGCUGGCGCCCGGAGCCACCGGCUUGAACGGGGCCUCCCUUAUGGAGGCUCCUGUGGUGGGGGCAUCGAUGGUGGUGGAAGUUCAGUCACCACAUCUGGAGAGUUUUCUAAUGACAUCACAGAGCUCGAGGACUCCUUCUCCAAACAGGUAAAGUCUCUGGCUGAAUCCAUUGAUGAGGCCCUGAACUGCCACCCAUCAGGGCCUAUGUCUGAGGAGCCAGGGUCAGCCCAACUGGAGAAGCGGGAAUCAAAGGAACAGCAAGAAGACAGCUCAGCCACAUCCUUCAGUGACCUCCCCCUGUACUUGGAUGACCCAGUUCCUCCUCCAUCACCUGAGCGACUGCCCAGCACAGAGCCCCCACCCCAAGGCCGCCCUGAGUUCUGGGCACCAGCUCCCCUCCCACCAGUUCCUCCACCAAUGCCACCAGGGACCCGGGAAGAUGGUAGCCGUGAGGAAGGCACUCGAAGGGGUCCUGGGUGCUUGGAGUGCCGGGAUUUCCGGCUCCGGGCUGCACACCUCCCCCUCCUCACCAUUGAGCCUCCCAGUGACAGUUCUGUAGACCUGAGUGACCGCUCAGAUCGCGGCUCUGUCCACCGCCAGCUGGUGUAUGAGGCUGAUGGCUGCAGCCCCCAUGGGACCCUGAAGCACAAGGGGCCACCAGGCAGGGCCCCAAUCCCACACCGCCACUACCCUGCCCCUGAGGGUCCAGCUCCAGCCCCACCAGGGCCCCUGCCACCAGCCCCCAAUAGUGGUACUGGGCCCAGUGGUGUGGCUGGAGGUCGGAGGUUGGGGAAGUGUGAGGCAGCAGGUGAGAACUCUGAUGGUGGAGACAAUGAGAGUCUGGAGAGCUCCAGCAACUCUAAUGAGACCAUCAACUGCAGCUCUGGCUCCUCCUCUCGGGAUAGCCUGAGGGAACCGCCAGCCACUGGCCUGUGCAAGCAGACUUACCAGCGGGAGACAAGGCACAGCUGGGACUCGCCAGCCUUCAACAAUGAUGUGGUACAAAGGCGACAUUACAGAAUUGGCCUCAACCUCUUCAAUAAGAAGCCAGAGAAGGGUAUCCAGUAUUUGAUCGAACGAGGCUUCCUGUCUGACACUCCUGUUGGGGUGGCUCACUUCAUCCUGGAGAGGAAAGGCCUGAGCCGGCAGAUGAUAGGGGAAUUCCUGGGGAAUCGGCAGAAGCAGUUCAACAGAGAUGUGUUGGACUGUGUGGUGGAUGAGAUGGACUUCUCCUCUAUGGAUUUGGACGAUGCACUCAGGAAGUUCCAAUCCCAUAUCCGAGUUCAGGGGGAGGCCCAGAAAGUGGAGCGACUCAUUGAAGCUUUCAGCCAGCGGUACUGUGUCUGUAACCCUGCCCUCGUACGCCAGUUCCGGAACCCAGACACCAUCUUCAUCCUUGCUUUUGCCAUCAUCCUCCUCAAUACCGAUAUGUACAGCCCCAGUGUCAAGGCUGAACGCAAGAUGAAGCUGGAUGACUUCAUUAAGAACCUGAGAGGAGUUGACAAUGGUGAAGACAUCCCCCGCGACCUUCUAGUAGGCAUCUACCAGCGCAUCCAAGGUCGUGAACUGAGGACCAAUGAUGACCAUGUGUCCCAGGUGCAGGCUGUGGAGCGCAUGAUUGUUGGCAAGAAACCGGUCCUGUCGCUCCCUCACCGUCGACUGGUUUGCUGCUGCCAGCUCUAUGAGGUGCCAGAUCCAAACCGUCCCCAAAGGCUGGGGCUGCAUCAGCGGGAGGUCUUCCUCUUCAAUGACCUCCUUGUGGUCACCAAAAUUUUCCAGAAGAAGAAGAUCUUGGUGACAUACAGCUUCCGUCAGUCCUUUCCCCUGGUGGAAAUGCAUAUGCAGCUCUUCCAGAAUUCAUAUUAUCAGUUUGGGAUCAAGUUACUGUCUGCAGUACCUGGAGGGGAACGAAAAGUCCUCAUCAUCUUUAAUGCUCCUAGCCUCCAAGACAGGCUACGCUUUACCUCUGACCUGCGGGAGUCCAUUGCUGAGGUGCAGGAGAUGGAGAAGUAUCGUGUGGAAUCGGAGCUGGAAAAGCAGAAAGGUAUGAUGCGGCCUAAUGCCUCACAGCCUGGAGGAGCCAAGGACUCAGUGAAUGGGACUCUGGCCCGCAGUAGUCUGGAGGACACUUAUGGGGCAGGCGAUGGGCUCAAGCGGGGUGCACUCAGUAGUUCCCUGCGAGACCUCUCUGAUGCAGGGAAGCGGGGGCGGCGUAACAGCGUGGGAUCGCUGGACAGCACCAUCGAAGGGUCUGUUAUUAGCAGUCCACGCCCUCACCAGAGGAUGCCACCUCCGCCCCCACCCCCGCCGCCAGAGGAGUACAAGAGCCAGAGGCCAGUCUCCAACUCCUCAUCUUUCCUGGGCUCCCUAUUUGGAAGCAAGAGGGGCAAAGGGCCCUUCCAGAUGCCACCACCACCAACAGGCCAGGCCUCUGCCUCGUCUUCAUCUGCUUCCUCCACCCACCACCACCAUCACCACCACCACCAUGGUCACAGCCAUGGUGGCCUGGGGGUGCUACCUGAUGGGCAGUCCAAGCUCCAGGCCCUGCAUGCCCAGUAUUGCCAAGGACCGGGCCCUGCCCCACCACCCUACCUCCCACCCCAGCAACCCCCUCUGCCUCCACCCCCUCAGCAGCCUCCACCCCUGCCCCAGCUGGGCUCCAUUCCACCACCACCUGCCUCAGCCCCACCUGUGGGGCCACAUCGACACUUCCAUGCCCAUGGCCCAGUUCCAGGACCCCAGCAUUAUACCUUGGGCCGGCCAGGCAGAGCCCCAAGACGAGGGGCUGGAGGACACCCUCAGUUUGCUCCACACGGCCGCCACCCCUUGCACCAGCCCACAUCCCCAUUACCCCUGUACAGUCCUGCUCCACAGCACCCUCCUGCCCAUAAACAGGGCCCCAAGCACUUCAUCUUCAGUCACCACCCACAGAUGAUGCCAGCAGCAGGUGCAGCUGGGGGCCCUGGGUCCCGGCCACCAGGGGGAUCCUAUUCCCACCCUCACCACCCCCAAUCACCACUGUCACCACACUCACCCAUCCCACCUCAUCCCUCCUACCCUCCCCUGCCCCCACCCUCACCUCACACCCCACAUUCACCCCUACCACCCACCUCCCCCCAUGGCCCACUGCACGCCUCUGGGCCCCCUGGCACGGCUAAUCCACCCAGUGCAAACCCCAAGGCCAAGCCAAGCCGGAUCAGCACUGUGGUCUGAGGAACGGGAUGAGUGUACUGGGGAGCAGGAUAGUCUGGAGAAAUCCACAGGAGAGGGACCUUGCCCCUCUCUUCUUCCUCGGUUUUUUCAAAAUAUAUAUACACACUCAGCAGUGUCUUUCUUUCCACUUCCUCUGUAUCUCCAGACCCUUCUUCCAACCCCCAGCAGUUGUCAUGGGGUUUCCUUUCAGAUUGGAGGGCCCUUGCCACUUGCAGCCUGAACGUAGGGCACUGCAGUGCUGGGAAGUGGUAAGAGCCUCUCAGUAGGCCUCGUCCUCCUGUUCCUGUCUUCCUCUCCUCUUUCUUGUC